Messenger RNA from Cuculus canorus (common cuckoo), 915 nucleotides. RefSeq names its product mas-related G-protein coupled receptor member X1. The record is from RefSeq and is a predicted model, not a curated record. Lineage: Eukaryota; Metazoa; Chordata; Aves; Cuculiformes; Cuculidae. Gene Ontology annotation, biological process: G protein-coupled receptor signaling pathway. The transcript has a single exon. Gene Ontology annotation, cellular component: membrane. Bases 1 to 915 code for a protein of 304 amino acids. Gene Ontology annotation, molecular function: G protein-coupled receptor activity.
AUGGAAUAUAACAGGACUUGGCGUCACAGGCUGCUGAGACAUGAGGACGAUGAUUGCAACUGGACCGAUUGUGAGGCUGGUCACUUGAGCAAAGUCCCCGUCACGCUGCUCAUCUGCCUCUGUGGGCAGGUGGGGAACGGGGCCGUCCUCUGGUUCCUCGGCUCCUGUGUCUGCAAGAACCCCAUCACCAUCUGCGUCCUCAACCUGGCCAUGGCCAACUUCACCUUCCUCCUCUCCAUCACCAUCGCCCUUGUGCUAUUUUAUGUCCCAGAGAGCCUUUGUGACAGGCUGGGCCCCCAGGGUGUGACAACUGGGUUGAACAUCACCAUCCUCUUCUCUUUCACCGCUGGCAUCUACCUCCUGGCAGCAUUCAGUGCCACGAUGUCAUUGCCUGUCCUCCCACAAUCCUGCUGCCCAUGCCACCGCUCCUGGCACUUCCUGGUGCUCGUGUGUGCCCUGCUCUGGGUCCUCGCCCUCCUGCUUGCCGUGACCCUCUAUUUCUACCCAGCAAUGCUCAUUGUCUUCAUCCUGAGCUACCUCUUAUCAGUGCUUACCUUGAUAUUUUCGGCUCUAACCCUGCUUGCCAGGGUCUUGUGCUGUUCCUGGCCAUACCCUCUAAGGAAGCUCUGUGUGGUGGUCCUGUUAGCUGUUGUCUUCCCCUUCCUCACUGCUGAUUUUGGUUACUGGCUCUUGCUAAGGCUGUUUGAUUUUUCUGUUUUUGUUUUCGAUGCUUCUUUCCCUCUGGCCUGUGUGAACAGCAGCAUCAACUCUCUUAUUUACUUCUUGGCUGGGACCUGUGCAGAGAAGUUCACACUCCCUGCUAAAGCUGCUUUCCAGAGGGCUUUCAAAGGUGUAACAGAGCCCCAAAACACAGGAGAAACUCCCAGAGAGAACUCAGUGGAAAUAGCUCUUUAA